Messenger RNA from Labeo rohita (rohu), 3609 nucleotides. It is a transcript of the gene znf821, whose product is annotated as zinc finger protein 821. The coding region runs from base 479 to 1717 and encodes 412 amino acids. The transcript is spliced from 6 exons. Gene Ontology annotation, molecular function: RNA polymerase II cis-regulatory region sequence-specific DNA binding; DNA-binding transcription factor activity. Gene Ontology annotation, cellular component: nucleus. NCBI's taxonomy places the organism in Eukaryota, Metazoa, Chordata, Actinopteri, Cypriniformes, Cyprinidae. The record is from RefSeq and is a predicted model, not a curated record. Gene Ontology annotation, biological process: regulation of transcription by RNA polymerase II.
AUGCAUGUAGGUGAAGAGUCUCUGCAGUGCAUUUGCCCGGCUACAGUGGCGCAGGCUUUCACAUCAACUCCCCACAUCUUUCCCCGGUCUCUUAUAUUUGGAAACCGAGCUCUAUCGACAUGAACGCGCUCCUAUCGCCGACCAAGACCGAGAUGUCUGUUUGCGCAAAAGUGAUCUUUUAUUCUCUUUUAGUCAAAUGAACCUAAUCGCGCCGGCCAAUGUAGCCGUCUAGUGCUCAGUUCUGCCCGUUCGGAGCGUUUUGUUAACGGGAUUGUUGUCUGCUUUAACACAUUAACCCUUGGAUUGGCCAAAAGCAUCUCCACAUCAGUCGGAUCAAAGAAGAGAUUCGACUUUUUUCAUCCGGGAGUGGGGGAUAAUAUGUCAAGACGCAAACAGACCAACCCUUUCAAAGUGAAUUGUAGGUAUCCCAGGGCCUUUUCACACGACUGGGUUGUCCGGCCCACAGCACACUUUUGAGAUGGAUGCUAGAGAUGACUUCAUUGAGGACGGUGAAUGCCAUAGCAACAACUCACAAGAACCUGAAGAGCAAGACAGCACAAGUGACGACGGUGAUAGUGAUUUUGAUAAAGACGACUCCUCAAAUGCCUCUGCUGAUGACAGCAUGACGAGUAAUAAGAGCAGCCAAUGCCCUAUACUACAUGAUGACGUCAAAGAGGAGAACGAGGAGGGGACAGACCAGGGCAGCAGUUUUGCAUGUCCUCUUUGUUCCCUGGAGUUCAAUAGCCCAGAUCAGCUCAUCGCACACGUCUACCAGCACACAGCUGUGGGUGGCAGCAAGAGUUACGUCUGUCCAGUUUGUGGACGAGCUCUCAGUUCUCCAGGCUCUCUUGGUCGCCAUCUCCUCAUCCAUUCAGAGGACCGACUGUCCAACUGUGCCGUAUGUGGGGCUCACUUCACAGACACCAACAACUUCAACAGGGAAAAGUUAAAGGAGUUCCUCGACACAAGCAGUAUAGAGAUCAACAGUGAGGGUGAGGCCUGUGCCAUGUCCAACUCUCUACCCAGAAGCACCAUGACCAACCCCAAUGCAAAUUCUGGUCCUGUACUGAACUCAUUGCCAGACGGACUUCUCCCUUCUGCGCAUUCUCUCCCCUCACUCUCUGACAGCCUCAGUCCUCCCAGCGCAGGACUUCCGCCUCUUCCAGACCUCAUGAACUCUAUGCCCGUGUACCCGGCUGGGGUUUUGUUGGUCUGCAACAGCUGCGUAGCCUACCAGCAGCUUGUGGACGCCCAGUCGCCGUCCAUGCGGAAAUGGGCGAUCCGUAGGAAAAAUGAACCCGUAGAGGUACGGAUGCAGCGGCUUGAACGGGAGCGAACGGCCAAGAAGACCAAGCGGGCAUGCGAGACACCGGAAGAGCGGGAGAUGCGCCGCUUACGAGACCGUGAGGCGAAGCGGCUGCAAAGGAUGCAGGAGACGGACGAACAACGAGCACGUCGUCUGCAGCGAGACCGGGAGGCUAUGCGACUCAAACGGGCCAACGAGACACCCGAGAAGAGGCAGGCACGGCUUAUCCGUGAGCGGGAGGCAAAGAGGCUAAAGCGGCGCUUGGAGAAGAUCGACCCAUCGUUGAGAAACCAGAUUGAGCACGACCCUGCUGCGAUGGCUGCCCUCACCGCUGAUAUGAGUCUAUUCCAGUUUUCCUUCCCCAUGUCCGUCCCUUCCAUGGACAAUGGACUGUUUAUGAAACUUCCCUAACAAGCACACCUCUCAACCCAACAUUUGAAAAGAAUUUGCCAUUCUUUCCUGACCAGAACUGUGAUGAAAAAGUUAUGGUCUUGCAGUAUCAAGAAGAUGCGCACCCUGACAGCGAUUUGCAGUGACGUAGGCACCAGAUGACAUUCAUUUUCAACAAGAAGAAAGAUCAUGAGUUGCAAGAUAGGCAGCAACACACAUGGCAACUGCCAGUGGAAGUAUAGACUGCAAAGCUCACAUGAUCCGCUGCCUGAUACACUUGAAUAUCGCAUUUGAGUACAGAAAUGGUUCUACAGGAUAGUCAAGGCAAGCAAUUGCUUAGAACCCCUAAGGGUGGUGGAUUAGAGUCAACAGCAAGAAGAAAUAAACCUUAUGAAAACUAGAGCUUGGCAAUGUUUAGUAGACUACACUGAACCCCUCUAGGGGCCUCAUCCCUUUAACUACGAUCUCAGUGAAAAGAAGAGCAGGCAUCAUGCAGAUGAUUUUCCCAUUUGGUAGUCAGAAGAGGAAAGACGAUUCUGCAGCACCGGUGUCCCCUAAAAAAAAACACCACCAGUCAAGUACUGACACCUACAAGCGACUAAGAUCAUGCAGAUGAUGUCCCCAAUCUGGUAGUCAGAAAAAGGAAAGAUGAUUCUGCAGCACUGGUGUCCCCUUAAAAAAAAAAAAAAAAAAUCACCACCAGUCAAGUAGGGACACAUACUAGCGACAAAAACCACUAUGACUUGCCAAGCUCCAGUGAUUUAAAAGCUGUCAGUGUGAACGCCCCUUUAUGGAUUUCUGUAACAUAAACUGACUUGCAUAAUUAACUGAACUUUAAGAAAUUCCGACAUUCACAGACAUUCUCUGUAAGCAUGUUUUAGGAAACUUGUCUACUUUGUUUUCAAGGCUCGGACUUAUAGCCGUCUUUCUUGAGAGCAGUGAGAUCCUUCCAGAAGGAGGUUCUCUGUUUGCACACGGACCUACAGUGACAGGAGUGAGACGUGUAGCCACACUCCACACUCAGCCUACUGUUCAAAAUUGCCAGUCUAAAAGGUUGGAGUUUACCUGCAACUAUGGCUCACCUCCCAGGACCCAAGAUUGGGUCACUACUAGCUCAUACUCACAGAACCAACUACCUCACCAUGGGAUCUUUGCAUGGCCUUGUCACACCUGUGGCCUCGACCGGAACCACAGGGGCUGUGCAAGUCCACACACUGGCUCAAUAUUCCCUAUGCCAACACAUAAUCUAGACCAGGGGUGUCCAACCUUGCUCCUGGAGGAUUCAUUCUCCAGAAGUCACCCCUGAACCAUCUAAUCAAGGUAUUCAGGGUUACUUGAACUGGAACAAAACUCUCCAUGGAGGUGACCCUUCUGGAGCAAGAUUGGACACCCCAGGUUUAAUCAUUGCUCUACAUAAGGGGUGCCCAAACUCGGUCCUGGAGGGCCGGUGUCCUGUAGAGUUUAGCUCCAACUUGCCUCUGCACACCUUCUGGGAAGUUUUUUAUGCUGAGUAAGAGCUGGUUCAGGUGUGUCUAUUUAGGGUUGGAGCUAAAAUCUGCAGGACACCAGCCCUCCAGGAGUUUGGGCACCCCUGCUGUACAUGUUCAUCGAAACGAUAACACUUCAUUUAAACGCUGUUUGAGUACCGCUAACCCAAAUGCUGACAUCUACUUGGGCUUGCGGUCUUGUGGUCUUUCCUUAUGCAGAGACCAUACUUGUCAAGAUUUCCAAGGAUACCACUUUCCUGGCCCUUGUGUCCCUAAGCACACCCUUUAGUUGAGCCCGGACUGGUGCGUACUUUGGAAACAGACUGCUACCUGAAAGUCUAUGGCAUUAUAUCACUAAAGUAUGGACUCCAAGAAGGACUUCAAGGGCUGAGGGUGCCAUGUGGGACAGGGCCACUAUUGAAAACU